Molecule: messenger RNA, 787 nt
Organism: Saccostrea cuccullata (small rock oyster)
Lineage: Eukaryota; Metazoa; Mollusca; Bivalvia; Ostreida; Ostreidae
Product: multiple epidermal growth factor-like domains protein 10
Exons: 5
Molecular function (GO): scavenger receptor activity
Source: RefSeq, a predicted model, not a curated record
AUGAAACAUGAUUUGGAAUUACAAGUAAAUAAAACAAAUAAUUUAUCAGAAGGUAAAACAGCAACUCAAUCCAGAACUGCAACAUGUUUUCCUCCCUGUGGUCCAGAUAAAGUCAUUGAUGGCGAUAGAGAAACGUGCGCGAAGGAUGUGGGUAUAGGCAAGGGAUCUUCGGUCAAAUCUAUAUGGUGGACCGUAGAUCUUGGUAGCAAACACAGCAUUUACAGCAUCAGCAUAUAUUUUAAAGACUACAAGGAAUAUGGGGACUUUGAGCUCAGACAAAGAGGCCGUUUUGCUGGAUUUUCCCUUUACAUUUCCAACACUCAAAAGAAAGAGGACGGUUAUCUUUGUUACAAGAACACACUUCCAUUACCUCCCUUGGAGUUUAAUACAACGUGUAUAGAACAUGGUCGUUACGUCAUCUAUUACAAUGAAAGACUGGACGGUGUUACCUAUCCUGGGGAAUACCAAAUACAGAGCAUAUACACAGAACUAUGUGAAGUGAAAGUAGAAGGUUGCGGUAAGGGGUUUCAUGGAAAUAACUGUAACACACCUUGUCCAAUCAACUGUCAAGAACAGAGAUGUAGCAUUGUCAACGGAACAUGUUUUGAUUGUACACAGGGAUACGCAGGGGAAAUGUGCGAAAAGAAAUGUGAAUCGGGAUUUUAUGGUUUGGAAUGCAAAAGGCAAUGUAAAGGGCAUUGUAUAAGAAACACUCCAUGUAACCACGUGACCGGAAAUUGUGACGAGGGAUGUGCAGCUGGAUGGAUUGGAAUGCAGUGUGAUCAAG